Molecule: messenger RNA, 5071 nt
Organism: Epinephelus moara (kelp grouper)
Lineage: Eukaryota; Metazoa; Chordata; Actinopteri; Perciformes; Serranidae
Gene: efna3b
Product: ephrin-A3b
Exons: 6
Coding region: 547-1212 (221 amino acids)
Biological process (GO): axon guidance; ephrin receptor signaling pathway
Cellular component (GO): plasma membrane
Molecular function (GO): ephrin receptor binding
Source: RefSeq, a predicted model, not a curated record
CAGAGAGAGGGAGAAGGAGGAGAGAAAGAGAAAGGGGAGAGACGGGUGGGCAGGCUGCUCACCGUAAACGAUGGUUGUCGGAUAGAGUCUUGAAGACCUAAUGAAACUGGCCGGUUGAAUUGUUUGCAGGCGAUUGCAGCGCGCAGCAGCCCGGCGUGCUCUGCAUCUCUCGGAUCCUUGGAGCAGGGGAAAGAAAACUGCAGCAGCACCGAGAUAAAGAACAGUUUUUAAAAAAACAGAAGAGGACUUUCAUAUCUGUUGUUUCACCACCGUUUUUUUCCUCCACUCUUCAUUUAUCUUCAGUGAGCCCGUGCGCGCCUGCUGCAACUCUUUCCCCGGCGGAGAGGAGCGUUUCAUGCCCGGAGGUAGACCGACCUCCCGCUUGGACCCAAUACCGGCCUCCCACACUCCUCAGACGGGCUCAGAAGCAGCAGUUCCCGGCAUUUGCUGGGAUGUUUGAGUCGCGUUGUUUGGUGGGGUGAAGGGACCGAGAGAGUGGCCGGAGAGACCGAAAGGGGGACGGAGGCCGAGAGAGGAGCCGAGAGCAUGGCUCUGGUAGCGCUGUCUCUCUGGGUGCUAACGAGUCUCACCUGGGCGGACGUGGUCCAGGUGUCAGCCAACAGGCAUUCCGUUUACUGGAACAGCUCCAACAUACAUCUGCGUAGAGAGGGCUACACAAUGCAGGUGAACGUCAACGACUACCUGGACAUCUACUGCCCUCACUACAAUGACAGCCAGCGCAUGGUGGGCACCGGCGAGCAGUACGUCCUCUACAUGGUCAGCUACCGUGGUUACAGAAACUGCGACCCCCAGCUGGGCUUCAAGAGGUGGGAGUGUAACCGGCCCCAUGCGCCCCACGCGCCCAUCAAGUUCUCCGAGAAGUUCCAGCGCUACAGCGCCUUCUCGCUGGGCUAUGAGUUCCACGUCGGACAGGAGUACUACUACAUCUCCACACCCACCCAUCAUCACGGCCGCAGCUGUCUGAGACUACGAGUGUACGUGUGCUGCUCUACGGCCUCUGACGUGGAUGAUGAGCCAGAGCCUACAGAACCAGACUACACGCUUAGACCAGGCCUAAAAAUUGACGAUAUUGAUGAAUUUAACCCCUUUGUUCCCAAGCUGGAGAAGAGCGUCAGCGGAAGCAGCCCAUCCAGGGAUCGCCUUCUCCUCACCGUGACGAUGCUCCUUCUGGCCGCUCUCUUCAUCUCCUAGCAACGGCCAUCCCAUCAGCGUCACCAUGCCAACUAGCCUUGGGAGGGUGUACAGUAUCAGCGGGUGGGAGAGUUGAGGAGGGGGAGGGAGGGGGGGAGUCAGGAGGAGAGAGAGGAGAGUUGCAACACCACAAAUAGAGCAGAAGGCAAGAGGAGCAAGAAAUGAGAGUUUUCAAGCAUCACAGUGUGUGUGUGUGUGCGUGUGUGCGCGUGUGUGUUUGUACAGCUGUGUGUUUGAGUGGAGUGUGGUUUUGGUGGAGUUGAAAGACCUUCAGGCACUCGGUGACACAGACUGAACCGUGUGUUCCAUUAAAGUCAGCCUGUGCAUACAGAUGCAGGUGUGUGAGCGUGUGUCUGUGUGUGUAUGUGUGUGUCUGAACAAGCCACAGGUUGAGCGUGUUGAAUCAUGCACACCACACAAAGCAUUUAUACAACAGGAGAGGUGGGGCUGAAGUCCAAGUAAAAGAAAAAAAAAAAAAUAGAAGACGAAAAAGCAUCAAAUCCACCCACCCAAUUGAAAACCAUUUGAAGACUUUCCCCUGGAUCUGAUUGGCUGAAACACUUCCUUAGGGCUAGUUGCCAUAGUUUCUUGCAACAAGAAUUAAACUGAACUCAAAUGAACUGAAUCAGAUAGAUUUCAUCAGAACUGAACUGAAAUUGCCUUUUUUUGUUGUUGUUGUUAUUGUUGUUGAUGAUCUUGAUGCUGGGAACUUGUCCCAGUCCACGGACGGGGGGCAAAAGGAACCAGCUGACAAACUGCGCAGGUCCUGUGUAGGAGACUAGUCAAAGUAGCUGAUAGUUCAUAAACGCACCCUGGGACUCCAGACGCCAGUGUUUUAGUUGUCAUAUCAACCAUCUGCUGUGUCAUCCUGUGUUCACCAUCAGUCUCCAGCACUAAUGAAGGCAAUAGGGCUGGACGGGGUCGGGAGGGGAAUUCAAAGCAUUUAAACGAUGAAUCAUUCACUUAAAGAAAAGAAAACGGGGAUUUACUGUAGAUGUGCCAUUGACACAGAAACCGCAAGGGUUUGUUGAUGUUAUUAGUUGCCGUGUUACUUUUCUGUCCUGUCUUUGAAGUAGUCGGUUAGUCCUCUGUCAUCUCCGAGGUUAACGAAGCACACGAUGGCUACGGAGCAGCCAUGGAUACACUCAGCAAUACAGCCCUCCUCUCAGCCGACUGCAGGCCGUCUGGAGGAGAGCAAGAGGAGGAAGCGCGAAGGACAGUCACUCCCCCAUGCAUCUACGCCCAGGCCCAGUCCCGGACAAUAAGAAACUCUCCACUGAUCAGUGUUGGUGUAGCAGCCUGCUCCACCAAUCUCAUCUCUGUAAACCCAUCCGUCAGAUGCCACAUGUAAACGUUUUCUGUUGCUGUGUGAGUGUUUGGUGCGUGCUUGAAAGAGCCAAACAUAUGUGUGAGUGUGCCACAUGCGCGUGUGUGUGUGUGAGAGUGAGAGAGAGUAUUUUAAAUGGUACUAACAGCCUGAAAAUACACCCACAUACUGUACAUCUUAUAAGUAUGAAAAUGCAAAAUAAAAAAAAAAAAUCAAAACACAAACUAAAGCAACAAGUAAUACAUACAAACCAAGUGCUUUGGUGGGGAGGUGCGGCAAUUCAAAACUCAAACAACUGUACCAGUCGGUUGCUUCAGAAUAGCGUUUCCAUAGCAACUAGCACCUUAUUCACCAUGGUUACCCCACCCUGCCAACGAUGGACUCUAGUAGGGCAUGGCUUAUAGUAGCUGAUAACAAUGAUGAAGGUGAAAAUGAUUAUAAUGAUAAUGAAGGUGACGAUGAUGGACUGCAAGCCGACAGCUGGCCGAACCGGGUCACGCAGCGGCUCACCCACCGGCACGUGAGGCGUUCAAGUACUUGUGUAAAUGUCAAACGGACAACAGAAUGGAAUAACAAACUGUCUUGAAAUUUGCCAAGGUGAAAUGUGAUGUAAGCAUUUUUACAAACUUGAAGCUCAGUUUCCUUGUGGUUGUUUUUAUUAUGUUUUUUAUUGUUUUGUUGAGUUUGCUGUGGUGUAUUUUUGGUUAUCUUGAGGGGGAAGACGGGGGUUUAAAAGCUGGAGAAUUGGGUGGGUUGAGCCAUACGUAAACUUGGGCUGCACUCUGUGAGUCUCUUACUUUAAAGUUAACUUAGUAUGAUUUCAAGAAAGAUAAAUAUAUAGACAAAUCAUAUAUAGUAGCUGUGGUUCCCAUCUGUUUUGGCUCGUGACCCCCUUAAAGGACACUUCACCAAUUAAAUACAGUGGGAUGAGUUAACUUGUCACAGGGAAUAUUAUUCAAACAGUUGUAAAAUGCCUUCAGUUCUGGAGUGAAUAAAAUCCUGAUGAUGACACUAGGGUUAAUUUGGAUUGGAGUCAGUGACCAGUUCAACAAAGUGAUGAUCAUACUUUAGCUUUGUUCAACUUGCGCAACACCUCUGUAGAUGGCGUGUGGGAGUGAGUUUGCAUUAAACGCGUUUGUUGCAAUAUGCUCCGAAGCACCAGGGGAUGCACAAACAUGAUCUUCUGGAAAUAAGCAAGAAGUCAAAGAGGAAGAAUGUUACGUGAAAACUAGGCUGCCUGGCAACUGUAUUACACACUGUAGUCCCGCCAAACAACACAUUUGUGUGCUGUCGCUUCCCUCGAAAGUCGAAAUUGUCAUACGGCUUUGUUUCCCCCUGAGUUGCCACUUUUUCCAUGACCGCCAUGUCUCAUAUUCUUCCACACACUGCGGCAAAAAAGCCUCUUCUUUCCUUUAUGGUGGCUAUUUCUUUCCAAUAAGCUAAGGCCAUUUGACUGUCCUUGUAAUCUCUCAAUGAAGAGUCGUAGAGAUGUCUGAAGAGGCAAAUCUGUUUGACUAGUCUGCCCUAUUGAAAUGAAAAGUUAAGCCUGUGCAAGGGGCGUUAAGUCUAAAAACUCAGAGGUUCACAACUGCAACAACUUUCAGAGCAUUUGCGCUUCAUGCAAAGGGAUGAUUACAUCAUUUUCUUGCACGCAAACUACAUAAACCUAGAUUUACCCAGUAAUUCCUAAGGUAAGCUGGAAACUAGUGUUGCGUCCUUGUAGGGGGUCUGGUCCACCAUGUUGGGAGCCACUGAUAUAUAGGAUUUUAUUCUAAAUUCAGGUAUUUUUUACAUCAUUGUGUGCUCGUAGUUUGAGAAUAAUGUGGCUUUUUUCCAAAGUCAGUUUGCUAGAUUAUUUUCUCAAAACUUUGGACAGCAAAAGCCCAUGUUUUUAAAUUUAUAGAAAUGUAAAAGCGCUCUUGUCACCUCAACAAGGAACAUGUAGUUAUGAUACAGUCUGCAAAGCAGCCCAGGUGUAUUUAUGGCUCUUGGUGGGAGGGCGAUGUAGGAAGGGUUUUGGGUUCUAGUGUGGAGUGGGAGGGUUGAAGAGCUGUGCGAGAGGGUAAAUCACUCUUCAAGAAGUUGCACUUAAGAACUUAGACACGAGAGCAAGAAAGUGUGUGUGUGUGUGUGUGUGUGUGUCAGGGAGAGUAAGAAUCAAAGCUCAUUUCUGUUAAUCACUUCAUGUCUGUGUGCAGGAGCUUUAGGGUGAGACACUGUCUGUCUUUGUGUGUGAUGGUGUCAGUAUGUGUGUGCGAGUGAAUGAAUGGGUGAGCGAGUGAGCAACAGUCUCUUUGUUUCUGCUCUUCCCAUGUGUGCAUGAGCGAGCGCGAGUGUGACCGAUUGUUGUCUGGCAAAACAAAAAAAAAAGCAUUUAAUAGUGUUGGAAACAACAGUUACAAUCAUGUUUACCUUCGACUGGAAUGACUUUAAAUGAACUUGAAAAUAAACUGUAAACUGAACAAACCAUAACAGAGGUUAUAACAAUGAUCAUGAUAACAAAAUAAUAAGCUUACAAAUCUUACUUUUAAC